AGGCUGAGAGUUGCUCAAAAGUAGCUGGAAGGAGGAUUUUGGUCAGAAGUUCUUCUAACUAACUCUUAUCUCAGCUGUCCUUCCGCUCAAUCAAGUCUGAGAUCAAUUGUGACUGGAAAUGAAGGGCAGUGUGUGGCAAGGAGAAGAGCAUGCUGAAACAGUCUUACAAAACUAAGUACAGAUAGUGGUAUAUAAAAUUUGAGACACCUCAGCAGUGGUGUUUUUUUUUUAAGUCAACAGGGGGCAGAAAGACUGGAUAUCAAUUCUGUGGGCCACCAGGGAAGAAAAGCCAUUCAAAACUAUCAGAUACUUAAGUAUUCUUAAGUAUUAGUACAUAAGUAUUCACUCCUAAGAACACUGCAAGAUACGUUGGUAGUAGGUGGACACUUAAAGGCGAAAAAUAGCUUAUUAAUUGUGUGUUACACUGCAGCCACAUGGCUCACUGAACACUGAUAGGUAAUCUAGGAAGUGGGUUAAAUCUCUUUGAAGGGGAGAAGGAGCAGAAACUCUCACAAAAAAGGGGGAAUAAGUCAUUUUACCUCCUUUCUGUCAGUGCUCAAAUGCUGUGUGGUUUUUUUUUCCUCUCCCUGUGCUGGGUGCCUAGGGCAUUAAAGUGUUAAUGUUGCAUUCAGUCAUGUCUUCCAGUAGUCCUUAGACAGAAGUUAGCAUAAGGACCCACAUGGGGAGCAUUGGAAAUAGGGCAGUGUCAGUGUGAAUUGUUCCAGCCCCACAACACUUGUUUUCCAAAUCCAUCCAAAUGCUUCAAAUGUUUCUCAGAAGCCCAACAAUUUGAACUAGUAGUGAUGUAGUUAGAGCAUCAUGUAGUGCAUGAUGUAGUUACUGCACAUAGUGCAGCUGGAGUUGUUGGGGAACAUACCUAGUGUGCAGAAAACAGCAUUUAUUUCAGUUUUCAUUUCUCACUUCAGUUUUGCUGCUUCCCUGGGAUUAGUUAGGGUUGUUGCAAAGGGAUGUUGGCAAACACAUGCGUGUGUAAGAGCAAGUGGUGCUUUCCUGGAUACACUAGUCUUCAAAACGUGUGGAGUUUGUGUGAACUGGGGAAGAGAACAAAAUUGGUCACAUCAUGAGCCUCCAAAAUAGCAUUGAGGGUGUUACUACUCUUUAAAGCCUUAUGUACCCAUGUCCAUACAACAUUUUUGUGGUCCAAAUACUCUGGCUUAUCUCCAAGUAGCUGUAGUUUCUCCAGUCUUGCGUCUGUACAUAUCUGCAUCUGGCAUAAACUUCUACUUGCCUCAGAUGAUCUACCUUUACCACUCCAACUCCGUGUCCAGCUUAAACUUCCUUCUCUUCACUGCCAACUUUCUAGCUCAGGAAAAUUCUGUGCUUUCCUGUAUUUUUUUUUCUUGAUAUAUCAAGUAACUACUUUCCUUCAGCUUUAAUUUUCUUAAAGUUAAAUGAAGGAAGAUGAUAUCUCCACCUCCCUGAGUUGGAAGGAGUAAGUAAUCCUUUGAAUCUCAACUGGGAGGUGGAGUUGAGAGUAUAAGGGCUCCCAGGCGUUAGAAUGAGAGCCUUGGUCUGUUCUUCUUAGCAGGCAAGUAAAUGCAACUUUAGACUGCUCCUAGAGUUGGGAGAAACUGAUCUUUUUUUUUAUACUACAUUACUAGAUAACUUUCUGGUGAUGAACGCCUAUAUCUUUCAGGAUAUAAACUGUUUUGUUGCACAGAGCUGUGCUUCUCAACUUGUAAUAUUGGAAACCGUAUUGUUGUGUGAGAUAGUACUGCACCAAUGGCUUUUUCUUAAUUUGUUUUAAGUAUUUAUGUUGGUUUAGCCCCAUGUUAUGCCUGGAGCUAUUGGGCGAUUAGAUUUGUUUUGGUUUUCUUGUUUUUAAUAGUGAGCUGUGUGGCUUUUUAUAUGGUUUUUUGAAUUGUACUAAAAUGUGUGUAUUUUUUCUUGUAAAAGUGGAGGCCUUGCAGUGUCUCAUACUGAUUGAUACUCAUGAGUUUGGCUGAAAUGGUAUUUUCAUAUAUUGGUCAACAGGCAGAUUUGCAUUUUAAACUGUGCCUUCUUGGUGUAACUUUACACAGCAAACUUGAAGAUACAAAAGGGACAUUUCAGAUAGGAUUAAUACUGUACAUCAGUCUAUGCAUAUACGGCAGCUUCUUUCCAGAGCCACUUUCAAUUUGUAGCAGUCUUUUUGAUAUGGAAGAAUGUCUUGCUCUUAUUUUUAAUAGUUUAACACGAGCUGAAAGCUGACAAAAUACAGCACUUUGCCAAAAAGUAGCAUUGCUUAACCGGUGUGUAUUUACUGAAGUGAUCUUCUGUAUUUUGUUUUCAUGGUGUAUUAUGCGCACCGUGGGGAGACACGAUCUGAACUCUCAAUAAAUGGCCUAUUCAAAAAUGGCGGUCUUCUCUCACGUCUGUUCAAUUCGAAAGGUAAUGGGUGUCCCAUUGGGGUGUGGUAGUCUUGAGUACAGUAUACAGCAAAAAUCCUUGCUGUUGUACAAAGGUUUCUCUGGGAAUCGUUUUGCAUUACUUGAUCAAGUGAUAACACAGGGUCGAAGGAAUACCUUGCGUCCCUGCCAUCUGCUGUGCCUCCUGAUGAGUGUGUCAAACUGCAGUAGGUGAAUAGGAUAGAAAGUAAGAGCGUGUUACUACUUAAAGCACACAGGGUAGGAAAGCUAGUAUCCAGAUAACUCUGCUGUUACACAAGCUUGAUGCUUUCCAGAGGUUAUUUAGAAGAUCUAGUUGCUGUUGUCUGCCCACUGGCUGAUGAAUGCUGAUGCCCUCACUGGCUUCCACCAGUGGUGGGGGUUUUGCCUCAGGACAGCAAAGCUACCUCUGAGAUCGUGACCAGGCUGCCCAGGGCUUAGUCUCUUCCUGUCUGGAAAACCUCCAACAAUGUAGACUGCAAAACCUCUGGGAAACCUGUUCUGAUGCUUGACUUCUGUAAUUAGGGCCCAGAGAAGGCCUUUCCAUGAACCUCAUUUUGGUUCUUAACUCAUUGCAUUUGCUUGAUGUCCUGUGCACAGCUCUGGCAAGUUUGUAGCUUGUACUGGUAGGCUGUGAUUACCAUUCAGGAGGUAGAAGUAGGGAUAGGUAAUGUGAGGCAUGUGAAGACCCUGUGCAAGUGUGUGAGGAAAGCCAAGCCACCUGCAACUGAGUCUAACAAAGACUGUGUGUCAUGGCUAUGGUUCCAUAUGCAUAUGGUCCCAAAGCAUUAUGGAACCAUAAGGCAAUAAGGGGCUUCUACAGAUAUGCCACCUGCAAAAAGAAGAUUAGGGGAAAACACAGAGCUGCAUCUAAAUGGGAUAGGAGACCCUGUGUCAAAGGCAUAGAGAAGGCUGAAUGCCAUGUGUUCUUUGCUAUAGUAUUCAGUGGUUAAAAAAAAAAAGUCUUUGGGAAUCAUGGGCUUCUGAGGUUAGUGGGAAAAUCUAGAGCAAAGGGAAGGUUGAUGCUUGGUUGAGAGGGAUUGAGUAAAAGCACUUCAAGAAAUGGAACAUAAAUGCAUAGGAUGCAUCUAUAGCUGAUAAUGAUCAUUGGCUGUCUAAUGGUGUUGUGAGGACAUUCAGUCUUUCAGUGGUUAUGGCAGUGAACAGGGUUCCUGAAGAGGGGAAGAAAUUAAGUAUCUUUCCUGUCUUCAAGAGUGUAAAACAAAAACUGAGAAAUUAUAGGACGAUCAUAAUAGUUGAGCUCAGAAAGUUGUGUACAGUGACACCACGCCUGGCUAAAGGCCAUUACCAACUGGUGUACCCAAGGUAUUUAUAGUGACUGACACUGGGACUGCCACAGGUCAAGAAGCAUUCGGACAAUGAUCUCAAACAUUAGAUUUGAUCUUUGAGUGGUCCUGUGUGAAGCCAGGAGCUGGACUCUAUGAUCCUUGUGAGUUCCUUUCCAACUCAGGAUGUAUUAUAAUUCUAUUACUCCUAUACUGGUAAACAUCUUUGUGAAUGACCUGGCUGUUGGAACAGAAUGUGUCAUCAGUGGGUUUGCAGAGAGUAGGAAGAGCUGCUGGAUGCACCUGUGCUGCCAUUCAGAAGGAUCUUGGCAGGUGGAAAAGAUGCACUGGCAGGAACAUAAAUUUCAGCAGGAGGAAAUGCAAAGUCCCACAUCUGAGGAAAAAUUACCACCGACAUCAAUACAUACUGGGGCCAGGUGGCUGGAAAUCACCUUUGUAAAAAAGCUUCUGAGUAUUGGUGGAUGCCGAGUUGACUGUGAGCCAGCAGUGCACCCUCAUGGUCUCAAAAGCUAAGAGCCUCUCAGGCUGCAAUAGGAAGGAAGAACAGAGCUAUCAGGUUGGCAGAUGUGCAUCUGAGUGCUGCAUCCAAUGCUGAGGUCCCCAGCAUGGGAGUGAUGUGGGCAUGCUGGAAGAGAGUCCAGCAAGGGGCCAGAAAGAUCACAGAGUCAUAGGGGACCAUCCAGUCCAACCCCUGCUGCGUUAGUUCCCUACAGUGGGUUACUCAGGAAAGUGUCUGGGUGUGUUUUGAAUAUCUCCAGAGAAGGAGACACCACAACCUCUCUGAGCAGCCUGUUCCAGUGCUCUGUAUCCUUCAGUAAAGAACUGUUUCCUCAUGUUCGUAUGGAACUCCGUAUGUUUCAUUUUGUGCCUGUUGUCCCUUGUCCUGGAAAGGGAGCUGGAAAGAGCCUGGCCCCCAUCCACUUGGCUCCCACCCUUUAGGUAUUUAUCAGCAUAAGGUCCCCUCUCAGCCUUCUCUUCUGCAAUGCUGAGCAGCCCCAUGUCUCAGCCUUUCCUCAUGAGAGAGAUGCUCCAGGUCCCUCAUCACCUCUGUGGCCCACUGCUGAACUUCCUCCAGCAGUUCCCUGUCUUUCUUGAGCUGAGGAGCCCAGAACUGGACACAGUACUCCGGAUGUGGCCUCACCAGGACACAGUAUAGGGGAGGAUCACCACUCUCAACCUGCUGACCACACUUCUUUGAAUGUACCCCAUGUUCAAGGAACAUUUGGAUGUUGUGCUGAGGGACACGGUUUUGUGAGAACUGUUGGUGAUGGGUGAAUAGUUGGACUGGAUGAUCCUGUGGGUCUUUUCCAACCUCAAUGAUUCUAUGAUUCUAAAUACCAGUCAGUCUUCUCCUUCUUGAAUCUCUUCAUUAAAUUCAGAGUCGAGGGAUCUUCCUGAUCCAAGGGUGAGGCAGAGGAGGUGCUGAGCACCUCAGCCUUGUCUGUGAGCACCAGCACCAGCCUCACAGGUAAGAAAUUCCAGCUAGCUGGCUGCUAACCCCGUGUGGAUUCAGGCACUUUUUUCCAUAGCAGUUUUGCUGCUUCUCAUGUCCUCCUCCCCCCCUGAGAGCUCUAAAUGAACAAGUUCCAUCUGUGGAUCUCUAGGUUUUCUUAUGCUCCUUUUUUUUCCCUCCUCCCUGUGAUGGGGUGGAGAGCAGGGUCCAGACAGGUAAAAUGUUUCCCACUUGUGUCCUAUCAAGUGUACGGGUAACUUCAAAGAGCACGGUUCUGUCACUUGCAGCUGUCCAGUCCCUAAACUGAAACUAACUGGGAACAAAGUGGUCUGUUUAACUGGAGAUGAUGAAACAGAAUUUGCUCAACAAAGCAUCUGUCUUUCUCAAGACAACACUGAGGGAGAACUUUCAUUUUCAAGCAUAGAUUUUGUGUCCUAUCUAUUCAUCAAAGCUGGAGCUCCACUUUCCUCUAUGCAUAAAUCCUUGCACAUCUCUGGUGAAGCUAUGAUGCUAAUUACUGUUCUCUGAAAAUGAACACUGAUGGAAGUAAUCCACAUCGUUUCCUUGUUGAGUUGUUCAUUAUCCGCUUUAUUUGUCUCACUGAAAUAUUUGGGUGCAUGUUUAUAACCACAAAAUGUUGUCACCUCCACAGUUCAGUGACAGGCACAAGUAGGGUUCGGACUUCUUCAUGAGAAAUAACUCUUAAUGUGGCCUGGUUGUUCCCAUGGUGUGCUCACAAUAAGCUGUUCUUAGAAUGAAUGGGGCUGAACUGAGACUUAGCAGCGUGUUCGUAAGGUUUUCUGCCUCAGCCAAUCCUUUUGUCCAUGAAAAUACUGUCUUGGAGUUCCUGCUCUAUGACUAACACUUCAGAAGUUAAAGUCUCUGUAAACAUUCCUAAGCUUUGCAGGCAGGUAGAUGGUUGAACCCUCAACCGCCUUAAUGAGACAGCUAACUAUGUUUUAAUUUCAUGGACGAGCCAAAGAAAAAGAACCAUAGAAAAAAGAACAGCAACAAAAACAGAUAGAUAAGAGUAUAACAGAACUGGGCCAGGAGCAGGUCGGAUCUCAGCUUGCAGACAUGGGCAGUCUGAAUUUCUUCUGAAGCUCAGCUUCUACUUUGUGUCCAAGCAAGAAGAUGACUCAGGUGAUAUAAUUAAAAAAUAUAUAAUUAUCGUAGAAUCAUAGAAUGGCCUGGGUUGAAAAGGACCUUUAAGACCACCUAGCUAUGCUCAAACAUAAUUCUGAGUCGUAAAAUAGUCCCAUAUUCCUUAAAGUGGAGCUCUGUAGAAAAGUCAGUAGAGUCACAGAGGAGGGGGAAGGAGCCCUCAACUGCUAACAGCUGGAAGAAAUAAGAUGGCAUCGUAAUCAAGAAAGGAAGGAUUGAUAUGGGCAACUGAUAACACAGCAGUGAAUUCCAGCUCUAAUUCACUGGUCUGUGGUGCAAGACUGAGAAACAGUGAGGAAUUUGAGUUCCGUGGCUGGUGAGAAAUCAGCAAGCAGCUCAAUGAAGAUUGAUCUUUACUAAAUGCCUGCUAGUAGUGGACUGUUUGGCGCAGGUUAUUAUUUCCUGCACAUCAUUCUUGUAUCUGGAGAGAUCUGCAGUGUGCCCAAAUCACAACCAAGAUCAGGGCUGGAGAAUCACAAGCAAAGCCUUAGUCCCCCAGCAUUAACGAGGCUUUUGCCACCUUGUUUGGGAGUUGGUGCACCAGCUGCAAAUACCCUUUGCUUUGCAUGUCUGGGAAAUAAAGCCCCUGGUUCAGGGCCCAGCUGCAGGCAUGGCCAGGUGAUGUGAGUCACUGGGAUGAGGAGCUGUAUCCACUGGCAGCUCAGGGGCUGAGUCAAGGAGGUGAGGGUCUGCCUCUGUGGUCAGCAGCAGGCAGCAGAGGUGUGUGGUGAGGAUAAUCUAUUUGUGAUGAAGAAAGUGCUGUGUUACUGUCAAGCUUGUGUUCUGAUGAGCAGAGAUUCCUUUCUUUUUCCCCAUGCUCAUAGCUCCUUGUCCAAAAGGCAUCGUGCUUACAGCCCAGUGGUGAAGCAAUGCUGGAAAACAUGAGAGAAGUGGGGCUUGCUAUUUCUCUGAGCUGCAGACAGGAGACUGAAUGCAGGGGUAAGUGGGGGCAGACUUAACAUUUGCCGUUACAGGUGCUACUUCCCACUGUGGAGAUGCUGUCCUGUUGAGUGUGUACUGAAAAAUAAAAUCAAGAGGGAAAAGAAAAUUCAACACUGUAUUGUGCUAUAUUGUUGUAGGUCUGUCCCUGCAAGUUGUAAGGGAACUGUUACAGUACUCUCGGUCUUUCUCUUGUCCUAACAGUAGCUCCUAGUGGUGGUUGUUGUGAACUAAACUGAUUGUCAGAAGGGCUGCUUAUGCAGGAUAGUUUUGCUGCUGGCAUUGGCCUUAGACAUAUUCACAUGCUUACAACUAAAAGGUUUACUCUGUUGUAGUUUGCUUCUAUCAGGUUUUUAACCAGUCUUAUGUCUUCCCUUGAAAUCAAGAAAAAAAGGUCGAUUUUGUAAGAUGCAACGAAGCAAAAAUAAGUCCUUGGUGUUUCUCAGAUGGGUUCAUGUUUUAAAACAGAUCUCUGAAAUGAAACCAGUAGGAAUUAGCGGGUUCUAAUAGAAGGUGAGGAUUCUGAAACCUUAGGGUUUCACUUAUCCCAUGCUGUUCAGCAGAUGGAAGCCUCAGUUUGGGAAGGAUAUUGCUUCCUGCUAAAGGAUUCCUUUUAGGAGUGGUGGAAAUUUGUCAUGGCACUUGACUUAGGAUAGCAGCUGGAGCCACCCUGUAAUAAACAGACUUAUAACUCCUCUUAUAAACUGCCUACUUCUUCUACACGGGUCCUGGUUCCAGCCUUUCCUUUAACUGAGCUAUCAGAUAGCUCAGGCAGUGCAGAUGUGACUCGGAAACAAAGUCUGGCAGCAAAAGCAAACAACCAUGGUGAAAUGCUUAUUGCAACAUGACAGAAAUACAGAGGCCAGUACCUCAUGUUACGUUGAGCACAAAAUACCCCCCGGUAAGUGCAGUGUGUUUCAAUAAGCAUAAAAGUUAUUUGCUCAUGUGAGCUCAUCUCCCUGAAGGAGGCAUGCAUGUAAGUGAAAGAGGAUGUCCCGUGCAUUAACUCCUUUGAAAAUAAUCCCGAUGUGGACUGCAGUCACUUCAGUUUUGUUGCCGCAUCAAAAGGUCAGCACAUUAGCUUGCAUUAGAGCCAUAAUCUCAUUGUCUGCAGCAGAGUUUUAUUAUGCUCUUCUGGUUCUUUGUUUUUCUUGUCUGUACUGCUCAGACUUUAGGGAAGAAGUCACUGGCAGAGCUUGAGUCUGCUUACAGGACCAGGCCAAAAGCACAAAUACAUCAGGGCACCAUGUGAAGCAGCUCACAGCAAGAGGGGUGGGAAAGCAAGUGGUAGUCAUUGCUGUCUGUGUGCUGUGACCUGUUCAAGGUAGGCCUGAACUGCUUCAACACAGACAGUUCACAAACAUUGUCUCAACAGGCCUCAACAGGUGAGAGUGAUUUAUUACUAUUAUCGUUAUUAUUUUUAAUGCCUUCUGGGCCAUAAAGAGAAGACUUCCUUUGUGAAAAGGAUGGGAAUGGCCAUUUUGCAGAGCUGAGGAGGCUGGGCAGCUCAACAUCCACCUCGUGCUGCUGUCAUUCAUGCUGCUCUGCUGGAAGUCUGCAGGAGCCGUUGUCCCUGUGCUGCCAGGAGCUGGGAGCACCCACAGGUGGGAGAUGUCCCCUGCUGCCCAAACCUGACACCUGCUAAGGUCACUUAGACCUGUUGGCAAUGCUGCCGUGUCUUUGCCUGUGGUGGACUGCACUGCCUUUCCACUUGUAAAAUGGCAAGCACCAAAACCUGGUUAUUGUGGCUAAUUGCUCAUUAAGAUGUUGUAGGCUACAGGUGUGUUUACUCUUCUGUAGCAUUACACUUGGGAAAAGAAAAAGCAGAAGUGAAGAGAACGGUGACAAGGUGGAUUCAUUUGAAGGCAGCUGGGGUAUUUCUUCACACGUGUUUACUCUCUUGUCUCUCCCAUCUGCAAAAUAUCUGUGCACAGCCCUGUGCUGAUGGCCAGCCUUCCUGCACAGCCUCCUUUUAAGAAGGAAAAGAAGGGUAGAGAGAUCUUACCGCCCGAAGAUGUCGAGACGCAGCAGCCGACUGCAGGCCAAGCAGCAGCAGCAGCCACCGCUGCCUUGUCAAGAAGAGACUCCACGUGAGCUGCAGGCACCAGAGCAUCUCCAGACCAGGAAAAGAAGAACGGCAGAGCAGGAGAUUAAGAAGAAAGAAGAUGGGAAAAUUGCUAAGAAACAUCAAUAUGAAAUUAAGAGUUGCUGGCCGCCCACAAUAACAGGAGGCAUCUCGCCUUGCAUCAUCAUUGAAACGCCUCACAAAGAAUCAGUAACCACUGACUUCUCAAGGUUCAAAAAAUACAGGUUCAGAAACCUCUUCAUAAAUCCAUCACCUUUGCCCGAACUCACCUGGGGGAAUUCCAAAGAUGUGUGGCUCAAUAUCCUGAAGAAGGAGAACCGAUACGCCCACUGCAAACACUUCACAUCGCUACACUCCAGUCUGCAGCCGCACAUGAGGUCGAUACUGUUGGACUGGCUUCUAGAGGUAUGUGAGGUGUAUGCGCUCCACAGGGAAACCUUCUACUUAGCUCAAGACUUCUUUGAUAGAUUCAUGUUGACUCAGAAGAACAUUAACAAGAGCAUGCUUCAGCUGAUAGGAAUUACCUCACUCUUCAUUGCCUCCAAACUUGAGGAAAUCUACGCUCCAAAAAUACAGGAAUUUGCUUAUGUCACUGAUGGUGCUUGCAGUGAAGAUGAUAUUGUAAGGAUGGAACUUAUUAUGUUAAAGGCUUUAAAGUGGGAACUCUGUCCUGUGACAAUCAUCUCUUGGCUGAACCUCUAUCUUCAAGUGGAUGCUCUGAAGGAUGUUCCAAAAGUGCUCCUACCUCAGUAUUCUCAGGAAAAAUUCAUUCAGAUAGCACAGCUCUUAGACCUGUGUAUUCUGGAUGUGAAUUCUUUAGACUUCCAGUACAGAACACUAGCUGCUGCUGCACUCUGCCACUAUACCUCAACUGAAGUAGUUAAGAAAGCUUCAGGCUUGGAUUGGGACAACAUUUCAGAGUGUGUAGAGUGGAUGGUUCCGUUUGUGAAUGUGGCAAGGAAAGUCUCUGUGAAACUGAAGCAUUUCAAGAAGGUUGCAGUAGAAGACUGCCACAACAUCCAAACACACACCAACUACUUGGACAUGCUGGAAGAAGUUAACAGUGGAGUAGCAUCUACUGCCCCAGGUCAGUUAUCACCCGUGUCAACAGCAGGAAUAAUAACUCCUCCCAAAAGUACAGAGAAGAAAUGAAAGCUGGACAGCAAUCCUUAUGAACAGUUUCAGGAACAAGACCAGGUGCUUCAGAACAGGACCACACUAAGGGUGACUCACUUUAACGCUCUUCACUGCUAUUCAAGAUGUGAGCAGUAAGGGAUGCAUCAAACAGAGCAGCGGAUGGAACUGAUAGCAGCAUCUUCCUUGAGACUUGAUUAAAGAACUUAGACCAAACAUCCCUCCCUGUGUCGUCACAGGAGCAUGAACUACUCGAGUCCCUUCUCAAAUAUGACUUAUGUAGUUCAACCCUCUGAACAUUCCUAACUUAUGAAUUUCAGGAAUAUGUUUUGUAAUGGCUGAGUGGCGAAGUUUGUCCACUCGAGUUACGUGUCAAUGUGCUUUAAUGUGGGACAGCCACACGCGAGACCUUGGUGCCAGCAUGUACGUAUUACCUCUUCCUGACCUUUCUUUUCCCUAGGAGCUUACUGCCUGUAAGUUAGUCAGCCUAUGAGCUCAGGUGCAGUAUUACAGAGGUCAGUGAAUAAACAGUUUACAUUUCUGAAACCACUGUGCCCUCACAUUAAGGCAUGGCCAGCCCUGUUUUGAAUCUUAGCUUUCCCAGCAGGUCAGUAUCAGCUGUUUAGGGCUGCCAUAGACUUCAGUUCCCAUGAAUCGCUGACCUCAGGUAAGAGUACAAACAGAACAAUGGUGCUUAAGUAAUCUUAACUGGAUGCAGUCUUGGAAGGAAAGAGUUCUAUUUUAUAAGGCUCAGCCAUCAGCUUUCAAUGGAUAAGAACCCUUUCCCUUUCUGGUUCUCUACAACCACUCAAAUCCUGCCACCAGCGUGAAGAAGCGACCAUGUUCCUAAACAGCAUUAACUACUGUGUUUGUGGAAUAUUCACUACCUCUGCAUGUGAGGUGCUCCUCGUGAAGGGAGGGUAUGGGGAAAGCUGGAACGUGGUCCGCCUCCCUCUGCCACGAUGCUUCCACCUGCAGAAGCACCCAGGGCCAAUUCCCAGCAUUGAGCAGCACAAGAAGCUGCACGACAGCAGCAGCUCAUUCAUUAAACUCUGCCACCUUUGCAAACUUGAAUUCAGGGCUUCUUCAGACAGUCCAUGCCACAAAUACCUGAAGUUAUUGUUUUAGGCCUUCUGUACAGUUUGUAAAGAUAUGGUGUUUUAUUAUAAUAUUUCAUCUAUUUCUAUAAGAAAGAUACCAGACUGUAAAUGUUGUAUAAAAAUUUAAAUGAAUUUUAAAAAUAAAAAAAAAAGCCUUGAAA
Molecule: messenger RNA, 11731 nt
Organism: Gallus gallus (chicken)
Lineage: Eukaryota; Metazoa; Chordata; Aves; Galliformes; Phasianidae
Gene: CCNE2
Product: cyclin E2
Exons: 12
Coding region: 9265-10488 (407 amino acids)
Biological process (GO): G1/S transition of mitotic cell cycle; regulation of cyclin-dependent protein serine/threonine kinase activity
Cellular component (GO): cytoplasm; nucleus; centrosome
Molecular function (GO): cyclin-dependent protein serine/threonine kinase regulator activity
Source: RefSeq, a predicted model, not a curated record